Molecule: messenger RNA, 1194 nt
Organism: Callorhinchus milii (elephant shark)
Lineage: Eukaryota; Metazoa; Chordata; Chondrichthyes; Chimaeriformes; Callorhinchidae
Product: G-protein coupled receptor 35
Exons: 2
Coding region: 183-1088 (301 amino acids)
Biological process (GO): phospholipase C-activating G protein-coupled receptor signaling pathway; positive regulation of Rho protein signal transduction
Cellular component (GO): membrane
Molecular function (GO): G protein-coupled receptor activity
Source: RefSeq, a predicted model, not a curated record
UGUUUUACCCAGAGAUGAGCAAAGAAACUAUCAUUUCCUGAAGCUAUAACUGCAACUGCAGUUCUAUUUUUCAUCUCUUCAACCAGAUUGCAACCUGCAGUCAAGCUGCAACCGUUUCUACACUUUCUACACUUUCUACAACGAUUUUGAGACAAGGAGUUUUCAAUGUAAGACCGACAAGGAUGAUUUGCAACAGUACAAACUAUGCAGAACUGUUCCAAUAUAUAAUAUACAUUCCUACGUUCAUCUUUGGACUACUAUUUAAUAUGAUAGCUUUGUGGGUAAUAUGCUGCAAGUUGCAGAAAUGGACGGAGACUACAAUUUACAUGACAAACCUGGCUGUGUCAGACAGCCUAUUGCUUAUUUCCUUGCCUUUCAAAAUGCAUAGCAUCAGAUGUCCUCAGGCAUUUGAUUUGAAAACCUGUUCAUUUCUGACAGCUCUGUAUACCAUAAACACAUAUGUAAGCAUUUAUAUAGUUGCCUGCAUAAGUCUAGAUCGAUAUAUUGCAAUAAGUCAUCCUUUCAGGGCAACAACCCUCAGGUCGACAAUGAAAGCAGUAAUAAUAUGUGGUACCAUCUGGAUUCUCGUUGUACUAUGUUGUGGUCUCACAUUUGCUUUAGAAGAUUCCGUGGAUAAUAAUGGCACACUUAACAAUCCCAAAUGCUUUCGAAGAUCAGAUGAUGUGCAUGAGGAAAUUUACGUCUUUGUUUUUAUUGAGACAAUAGGAUUCAUUAUCCCAUUGACUAUUGUGACUUUUUGCUCAUUUCGGAUUAUCCGAACCCUUCAGCAAAGGAAACGUUGGAAUCCCAGAACAGCCGUGACAGAAAGAACCAUUCGCGUUGUUACAGCAAAUCUAAUAACUUUUAUAAUUUGCUUCACACCAGUGCACGUUGGAAUGUUUGUGAAAUUUAUGAAGGGUACAACAAACAUGAAUAUCAACUUACUUUUUCAAUUCUGCGUGUGCAUAGCCGCCACAAAUUGCUGUUUCGAUGGAAUGUUUUAUUAUUUUGCUACUGCAGAGAUCCGUGAAUUGUAUAACAAUGGGAAUAAUAUCCAAACAAGUUGGAAUGUGUACAAUACAGACUGAGUGACUGAACAGUCGGAGCACCUGUUUUGUAGUAAUUGUAAUGAAUUUUCAAUCGAACCAUUAAGGGUGUGUCUGAAGGAGCAUUUUGUGUGCACGUGUGUGAGUG